Molecule: messenger RNA, 2076 nt
Organism: Sphenostylis stenocarpa
Lineage: Eukaryota; Viridiplantae; Streptophyta; Magnoliopsida; Fabales; Fabaceae
Source: the annotation of a GenBank genome assembly
AUGUUUUCCCUUGUGAUUCUCAGAAGAACUCGUGUCUCUCCUCACACACUCACCUCACCCUUCAUCUUUCACACAAAAUCACUGACCCACACAUCAUCAUCAUGUGUGCAGUCCACUGUAAAACAAGUGUGCUCACUUGUAUGCGAUUCUUACGAAGACCACCGCACCAACUCGAGAUUCUCCCUUCUACACCUCCACGUGGACCCCAAUUCCCUUACCCAGGAUCAAGUUGUCACCGUCGUCGCUUCGCUCGCCUCCGACGCCGGUUCAGUGGUGGCCCACAGUUUCUUCAGGUGGGUCAUUGCCUCCUCCAAGUUCCGCCAUUUCACACGCCUCUACAUCGCUUGCGCCGAGUCUUUCAUCGGAAACAGAAAUUUCGAGAUGGCCCAUGACGUGUUGCAAUGUAUGGUGAAGAGUUUCGCCGAAAUUGGAAGGCUUAAAGAGGCCGUGGAAAUGGUCAUUGAAAUGCACAACCAGGGGUUGGUUCCCAGUACGAAAACGCUGAACUGGGUAGUUAGGAUUGUGGUAGAAAUGGGUUUGGUUGCGUAUGCAGAGAACGUGUUUGAUGAAAUGUGCGCGAGAGGGGUGCAACCGAAUUGUGUUAGUUACAGGGUCAUGGUUGUUGGUUGCUGUAGAAUGGGUAAUAUUUUGGAGGUGGAUAAGUGGUUGAGUGCCAUGAUUGAGAGAGGGUUUGUAGUUGAAAGUGGGACGUUUACUUUGGUAGUGAGGGAGUUCUGUGAGAAGGGUUUUGUGACCAGGGCAUUGUGGUAUUUUCGUAGGUUGAGUGAGAUGGGUUUGAGGCCUAAUUUGAUUAAUUUUACCUGUAUGAUCGACGGGUUGUGCAAAAGGGGUAGCGUGAGACAGGCGUUUGAGAUGUUGGAGGAGAUGGUUGGGAAAGGUUGGAAGCCGAAUGUGUACACGCAUACGGCUUUGAUUAAUGGUCUGUGCAAGAAAGGGUGGACUGAGAAGGCGUUUAGAUUGUUUCUCAAGCUUGUUCGAAGCGAGAAUCACAAGCCAAAUGUGUUUACUUAUACUGCCAUGAUUAGUGGGUAUUGCAGGGAUGGGAAAAUGAAUCGGGCUGAGAUGCUGCUGAGCCGGAUGAAGGAGCAGGGAUUGGCACCGAACACAAACACGUAUACGACUCUUGUCGAUGGGCACUGCAAAGCGGGGAAUAUUGAAAGGGCGUAUGACUUAAUGAAUGUGAUGAAUGAAGAAGGUUUUAGUCCCAAUGUGUGUACGUACAAUGCCGUUGUUGACGGACUUUGUAAAAAGGGAAGGGUGCAAGAGGCUUACAAUGUGCUUAAGAGCGGGUUUCGUAAUGGGUUGGAAGCUGAUAAAGUCACUUAUACUAUUCUCAUAUCUGAACAUUGCAAACGGGUGGAGAUUAAGCAAGCGUUGGUGUUGUUCAAUAAAAUGGUCAAGAGUGGUAUUCAACCUGACAUGCAUUCAUACACUACAUUGAUUGCAGUGUUUUGUAGGGAAAAAAGAAUGAAAGAAAGUGAGAAGUUUUUUGAGGAAGCUUUGAGAUUUGGACUUGUUCCUACAAACCACACUUAUACGUCAAUGAUAUGUGGUUAUUGUAGAGAAGGCAAUUUAAGUUUGGCUUUUAAGUUUUUCCAUAGGAUGAGUGGCCAUGGUUGUGUUCCAGAUUCUAUUACAUAUGGUGCUCUUAUAAGUGGGUUGUACAAACAGUCAAAGUUGGAUGAGGCUCUUGGAUUGUAUGAUGCCAUGAUAGAGAAGGGACUUACUCCAUGUGAAGUUACUCGAGUAACGUUGGCUCAUGAAUAUUGCAAGAUAGGUGACAGUUGCUCUGCUAUGAUUGUUCUUGAAAGGCUGGAAAAGAAACACUGGAUCCAGACAGUUAACACUCUGGUAAGGAAGCUAAGUAGCGAACAGAAAGUGGGAAUGGCAGCCUUGUUCUUUCAUAAGUUACUAGACUUGGAUCCUCAUGUCAAUCGUGUAACAGUAGCAGCAUUUAUGACUGCAUGCUACGAAAGCAGUAAUUACGCUCUUGUUUCUGAUUUGUCGUCAAGAAUAUACAAGGAAAACCAUUUGGCAAUCAAAGUGACUAAAUAA